This is a messenger RNA of Triplophysa rosa, 1533 nucleotides long. It is a transcript of the gene aqp9a, whose product is annotated as aquaporin 9a. Gene Ontology annotation, cellular component: basolateral plasma membrane; plasma membrane. Gene Ontology annotation, biological process: glycerol transmembrane transport; water transport. Gene Ontology annotation, molecular function: urea transmembrane transporter activity; water channel activity; glycerol channel activity. Lineage: Eukaryota; Metazoa; Chordata; Actinopteri; Cypriniformes; Nemacheilidae. Bases 13 to 894 code for a protein of 293 amino acids. The transcript has 6 exons. The record is from RefSeq and is a predicted model, not a curated record.
ACACGAGGAAACAUGAAGUAUCAGUGCGCUAUCAAACACGACAUCUUUAAAGAGUUCCUGGCCGAGUUUCUGGGGACGUUUGUGCUGGUGUUGGUGGGUUGUGGUUCUGUGGCUCAGACGGUGUUGAGCAGAAACUCUUUGGGCGAGCCUCUGACCGUUCACAUCGGCUUCAGCACCGGACUCAUGAUGGGAGUUUAUGUGGCCGGUGGCGUCUCCGGCGGUCAUCUGAAUCCGGCCGUGUCUCUGGCUAUGGCGAUUGUGGGAAAGCUGAAGAUCUGGAAGUUUCCCGUCUAUGUCCUGGCACAGUUUCUGGGAGCGUUCGCAGGGGCGGCCGCGGUCUUUGGGCUCUAUUAUGAUGCUUUCAUGGACUUCACGAACGGAAUCCUGUCAGUGACGGGCAUUAAUGCCACCGGGCACAUUUUCACAUCUUAUCCUGGAAGACACCUGACAGUACUGGGGGGAUUCGUGGAUCAGGUGUUUGGCACAGGAACGCUGGUGCUCUGUAUUCUGGCCGUCACUGAUGUUGGCAAUAUCGGAGCUCCUAAAGGGGUGGAGCCUCUGGCGAUUGGUCUGAUUCUUCUGGGCAUCAGCGUUUCUAUGGGGCUGAACUGCGGUUACCCGCUGAACCCCGCUCGAGACCUGGGCCCGCGACUCUUCACCGCUCUGGCCGGCUGGGGGACGGAGGUGUUCAGCACUGCAGGUUACUGGUGGUGGAUUCCAGUUGCCGGGCCGCUGGUGGGGGGCGUGGUCGGUGCCGUGAUCUACUUCCUGUUGAUCGAGCUGCAUCACUCCAAAGACACGGACAAACCUCACGAAGAACCAGAAGAAGAAGAAGAGGAUGAAGAGGAUGACAUCAGCCUGAAGGACAAAUAUGAGAUGAUCAACAUGAGCUAAACUCAGUGAUGAAGACUGACAGAAGAAACGGGUUUUCAUGCAAAUAAAUGUUCUGGGUUCAGUAGUCAAACAUCACGUUUGCAGUCCAUAUAGAGCGAGAUGGUGUUUUUGUUCAUCAGAAUGACUUUCUGUGGUUAUUUUAUUUUAUUGUACUGAACUCAGAACAACAUACUGAUGAUGGGUGAAAAUCUGUCCAGAUGACAAUGUAAGCAAAACGAUCAAUGACCAAAGAUUAUAUUCAUAUUAUAUUCUGUAUGAAGGAACUCGACAAAUAUUUCAUUGUUUGCAUUUUAUUAAGGAAGUAAUCCAGUCAUUAUAACAACCUACAUACAGGUCUUCUUUCACGUGUGUGAGACGGGGUGUAGCAGCCAUUUUAAAAGUGGGGGGACAGCUGGCAGGUGAUGUGUCCCUCAAAGGCCAAACAAAUUAUGCACACACAUGUUCAUAUAAUAAAUUCUAUACAGAAUACCAGCUGGUAUUUUAGAGCACCCUAGUAGCAAUUUUGGGAAAAUGCCAUGAUAGCAAAUCGCCUACCAUAGUUAACACCAUUGGAACAAACUGCCAUUACCAUAUAACCAAUUUUAUUUAACAUUUUGAACAUAAAUAUAUACAGUAUAUUAAAGCAAUAGGGUUAUAACA